GUCGCCGUCGUCGUGACUUUGUCGACUUUGGCCACCACGACAUGAGUGGCGACCUGGACACACUGGUCAGCUUCGGCUUCGAAAGAUCGCGAGCAGAAUGGGCCCUCAAAUCGACCAAGAAUGCCGGCUUACAGCCUGCUCUCGACUUUCUCCAGACUCACGAGGAUGACGCCACGCCAGAUGCUUCAUCAUCAUCAUCAUCCUCCAUCGUCGAGGCGCCGGCAAGUCAGGAGGAGCAAGCAGCAGAAGCAGCGGCAGAUGCAGAUGAGGCUGCUGGCGUACAAGCCAAAUCCAUCAAAUGUCUAGAAUGCGGCAAGAUAUUCAGAAACACCGCUCUCGCUGGCUUUCACGGCGACCGGAGCGGUCAUGAUCAGUUUGAGGAGUCGACAGAGGAGAUCAAGCCGCUCACCGAUGAGGAGAAAAGAGCCAAGCUGGAAGAGUUGCGAGCCAAGAUGGCUGCCAAGCGCAAGGUCAAAGAAGAGCAAGACAGAGCAGAUGCGAAAGCCAAUGAAGCCAUACGUCGCAAAGCCGGUCAAGAUCAGGGCGCCGCAAAGGCACAGCUCAAGCUCAAAGAAGCAGAGAAGCAAGCGCUCGAACGCAAGAACGACAAGAUACUAGAAGCAAAAGCAAAAGCUCGCGUUCGGGAGCAGAUCGAAGAGGAUAAGCGCAAGAGAGCAGAAAAGGCCGCCAAAGAUAAAGCACUCAGAGAAGGUCGCCCUCCGCCCGAUACUACUGAGGCAGCACCUAAAGCUGCCGCGGCAGCUUCUGCGCCAGCGGCCAAGCGUGUCCAUUCAGAAGCGCGAUUGCAGCUCAGACUACCCGCCAACGUAGCAGGUGCGCCCGUCCUCGCGACGUUUCCAGCAGACAAGACGCUCAACGAUGUUGCGAAUCACCUCUACGACGCCGUGCCGUCGCUCAGCGGCAAUCUCGCCUUUUCGACCACCUUUCCGCGAAAGACGUUUACAAAGAACGAGAUGGCGAGCACGCUGGGCGAGCUACAGCUGACGCCGAGUUCACGGGCUUCCCGCCUGAUCUUGCUGUUGACCGGCCGGCUAGUCUGCACAGGUGUUCAGCAUCUACGUGCCAGGCAUGGCGACAGCUCUCAGUACUCGAGCAGGUGGUUCCUCGCCAGCAGGACACACCCGAGAAUUGAUCUCAGUCUAUUUCGUCAGCACCAUCAUUGUGAGGUAGGCGAGUGUAGUACUAGAAAGACACGAUGCAGUCUCGUUCAAAACAGGUUGCUAGCAUACCGACACUGUCACGUUGUGAUCCUUGAGCCGUUGGAUCGCGAGUCUACCUCUGUCGAAGUCACUCGUCGUGUGGUUGCGCGAUCAGUGAUGAGCAUCCUUCCCUGGGUCGUGGUGUUCGACAAAGCUGAGGUACUCGUCGGCAGACUGAGUCUGUUCCUGGCUGGGCGUGCUCUCGCUUGA
Messenger RNA from Mixia osmundae IAM 14324, 1430 nucleotides. RefSeq lists its product as uncharacterized. The coding region runs from base 42 to 1430 and encodes 462 amino acids. NCBI's taxonomy places the organism in Eukaryota, Fungi, Basidiomycota, Mixiomycetes, Mixiales, Mixiaceae. The transcript is spliced from 7 exons. Gene Ontology annotation, molecular function: protein binding. The record is from RefSeq and is a predicted model, not a curated record.